This is a messenger RNA of Synchytrium microbalum, 534 nucleotides long. RefSeq lists its product as uncharacterized. The record is from RefSeq and is a predicted model, not a curated record. The transcript is spliced from 5 exons. Gene Ontology annotation, biological process: translation. NCBI's taxonomy places the organism in Eukaryota, Fungi, Chytridiomycota, Chytridiomycetes, Synchytriales, Synchytriaceae. Gene Ontology annotation, molecular function: RNA binding; structural constituent of ribosome. Bases 1 to 534 code for a protein of 177 amino acids. Gene Ontology annotation, cellular component: cytosolic large ribosomal subunit; ribosome.
AUGGCCGAAGAAGACAAGAAAAAGAACAACCCAAUGCGAAACCUGCAACUGGAAAAAUUAUGUCUCAACAUUUGUGUUGGUGAAUCUGGUGAUAGGUUAACUCGAGCUGCCAAAGUGCUUGAAUCCUUGACUGGUCAAACCCCCGUAUUCUCAAAAGCAAGAUACACUGUUCGUACUUUUGGUAUCCGAAGAAACGAAAAGAUUAGUGUCCAUUGCACUGUACGAGGUCCCAAGGCUGAAGAAAUCUUGGAAAAGGGUCUCAAGGUUAAGGAAUACGAGUUGAAAAAGUCAAACUUUUCUGGUACCGGCAACUUUGGUUUCGGUAUUCAAGAACACAUUGAUUUGGGUAUCAAGUACGAUCCUAGCAUUGGUAUCUACGGUAUGGACUUUUUCGUUUGCAUGGGAAGACCAGGUCUUCGAAUUGCCAGGAAAAAGGCAAAGGUUGGUCGAGUCGGUUUCCCACACCGAGUGACCAAGGAUGAAACAAUCAAGUGGUUCAAGAAGCGAUUCGAGGGUAUUGUCUUGGAAAAGUAG